AGUGGCAGAACAAAUCUCUUCAUUCACUUACCACCAUCUUUGUGGAUUUCUUUUCAGCACGGGGCUCAAGGAACUAUCCAGAAGGCUUCAUCAUGUCCAAUGCUCCAGACUCUCAGCAGCCUCCAGAAAUCACAGAGCAGACAGAGACAAUUGUGGACUUGAACCUUCCUCUUCCUCCUCCUCCUCCUGCUCCAGAGGAUGAAUGGGGCCCAAAUCCUGAGCCUACUAAAAUGAGUGCUUCUUCUAUUCCCUUUUUUCUGUAUGGAAUCAUUCCUGUGGUCCUGGGAAUCUUCAGCUUGCUGCUCUUGGCAUUAUGUGGAUUCUUUGGUUAUCAGUACUUUCAUACUGUUGAGGCAUCAGCGACCAAGAUGAAGAGCCUUAACGCAUUGAUUGAGUCUUUUCAAAGCAAAGCAGACAAAUUUCUUCAUGUCCAAAAUGUUCUUGACCAAAAUAAAGCCUUAUUGUCCUAUGUGGAAACCCUAGAGUGGCUGCAAAGCCAGGAGUAUCUCCUUGAGGCUUUACAUGAACUCAAUCAGAAACAAGGAGUCAGGUGUGGACGUCCUCUGAAACGCUGGGUUCAAUCCAAUGACCACUGCUACCACCAAACCAUGGAAAUGGUUUCUUGGUUAGACUGUUUCGAUAUUUGUGUCUCUUUGAAUGCUACAUUUUUAAAGACAGAAGGGAGUAGGUUAAAGAAUGUCAUGGAAUUAAUUGCAGUAGGUCCUACUUGGCUUGGCCUGUCUUACAGGGAGAAGGACAAUGAAUGGAAAUGGGAGGAUGGCUCCUCUCCUUCUCCUGGGCUGGGUUUACCAGAGCCAAGUCUGGAUUUCCAGGGAAAAUGUGUGUAUGUAAAGGCACACACUCUUGGUACUGAUAACUGCACCAUACCCUCUUCAUGCCUGUGUGAGAAGGCUGUCCACUAAAUCAGAAGAAAGUUAUGAGAAAAGCUAUGAGGGUCACAUCUCAAUAACAUUCCAGACGCAAGACCUGCUUGUCUUUGUUCUAUUGUUUUUUUCAUGUUAUUUGUAACCCUUUUAUCUCAUAGCAGAAACUGUCAAAUGACUUUAUGAUAGACGAAGGCAGAGCCUAGAGUUUUAGCAGAAAUAUCAGAGGAGCACCAAAAAGUUACAAAUUCAGAACCUGUUUGAUUUCAUGAGAAUUGUAUAAAUGAACUAA
Messenger RNA from Prionailurus viverrinus (fishing cat), 1176 nucleotides. RefSeq names its product natural killer cells antigen CD94-like. The transcript has 8 exons. Bases 93 to 923 code for a protein of 276 amino acids. The record is from RefSeq and is a predicted model, not a curated record. NCBI's taxonomy places the organism in Eukaryota, Metazoa, Chordata, Mammalia, Carnivora, Felidae.